AUGAAUAGUGACAAAAUGCAGGAUGCCCCUCCCAAACGUCGAGAGGUAAUCUUGGAGCACGAAGAGACCGUUGGCGAGGUUCACUUGGUGAACCCGCUUCAGAGCCAGGCAAUCGACCAGGUCGUGACCAAUGCCACUACGUUCGCCGCUCAGCAUGGUUUGGAAGAGUAUACACAGGCACUGCAGAAAGGAGCCCUGCUUGCUCAACAUCAUGGCGCCUUCAACAACCUCGAAGCUCUAACCGAGGAAGAGCGGAAUAUCUUGCAGCGAGAAGCAGAGCAAAAAUGGCAUCACCCCUCCGCGCUCUAUCGGUUGAUCAUACUCUGCAGCAUUGCAGCUGCUGUGAAUGGCAUGGAUUUGGUUUCUAUUAACGGUGCAAAUAUCUUUUUCCCCAAGCAAUUUGGCAUUGACGGGCCUGGGCGACAAACCUGGAUCCUGGGCCUUGUCAAUAGCGCUCCAUACUUCUGCUGCACCGUGUUCAGUGUGUGGCUCACCGCUCCGCUCAAUCGCCGAUGGGGAAGACGAGGUGUCAUGUUUGUGACUGCCUUCUUCUGCUUCGCUGCCUGCAUCUGGUCCGCGUGCACAAAUACAUGGUGGCAUCUCAUGAUAGCACGGAUCUUUCUUGGAAUUGGCCUGGGCCCGAAAAGCGCAACAUUGAGCGUCUAUGCGGCCGAGUGUGCUCCUGCCAGGAUCAGAGGUGCUCUGACAAUGUGCUGGCAGAUCUGGGUAGCCUUUGGAAUUAUGCUCGGAACGGCCUGCAACAUCGCAUUCUACCAUGUCCCUGACCGCAGUGGCAUUGUUGGACUGAACUGGCGUCUUAUGCUCGGCAUUGCCGGACUCCCAGCGCUUGUCGUGAUGGCAGUUGUUUACACCAACCCUGAAUCGCCAAGGUGGCUCAUGCUCAAAGGCCGCUAUCGGGAGGCCUUCACGAGCCUCCAGGCGCUUCGCGGCUCGGAUAUUCAAGCCGCUCGUGACCUUUACUACAUUCACGUUCUCCUCGAAGAAGAAUCCAAAUAUCAAGCCCACCAAAAGACCGUCCCCAUUAUACAGCUGUUUACAAUUCGCAGGAAUCGCAACGCUGUCAUCGGUUCCAGCCUGGUAAUGUUUGCGCAGCAGUACUGCGGCAUUAACGUUAUGUCCUACUACUCUACGAAUAUCUUCUCGCAGGCUGGCGCCAGUCCAUCACACGCUCUUCUUGCAUCAUGGGGGUUUGGAAUGCUGAACUUCAUCUUUGCAUUCCCCGCAGUGAGGACCAUUGACACCUUUGGACGCCGGAAACUCCUGCUCUGCACCUUUCCGCUGAUGACGAUCUUCCUAUUGAUGGCUGCUGGGGGAUUCUAUGCUACCGAUUCAACGACGAAGAUGGCCGUUGUCGCCGUGGGAGUCUACCUCUACGUAAUCGCCUACAGUCCGGGAGAGGGACCUGUACCGUUCGUCUAUUCAGCCGAGGCCUUUCCACUGGCUGUCCGAGACGUUGGAAUGAGCUUUGCAGUCUUCGUCUGUUGGGGCUUCAACUCGAUUGUUGGAUUGACCUUUCCAUCCAUCUUGGACAAGUUCACCCCACCUGGAGCAUUUUUCUGGUAUGCAGGCUGGAACGCGCUUCUGACCGUGGCGAUUUAUCUCUUUCUUCCCGAGACGAAGGCUUUGUCCUUGGAAGAGUUAGACGUGGUUUUCGACAUGCCAAUGGCUACUCACGCAGCCUUCCAUAUCCGCGCCAUACCUAGCAAUUUCAGGAGAUAUAUCCUCCGACAAGACGUCCCGAAGAAGACGCUGUACUCAUUCGAGGAAGAAAAGUAG
Fonsecaea pedrosoi CBS 271.37 is the source of this 1797-nucleotide messenger RNA. RefSeq lists its product as uncharacterized. Gene Ontology annotation, cellular component: membrane. The transcript is spliced from 8 exons. The record is from RefSeq and is a predicted model, not a curated record. Lineage: Eukaryota; Fungi; Ascomycota; Eurotiomycetes; Chaetothyriales; Herpotrichiellaceae. Gene Ontology annotation, molecular function: myo-inositol:proton symporter activity. Gene Ontology annotation, biological process: transmembrane transport. Bases 1 to 1797 code for a protein of 598 amino acids.